GUACGCAAUGGCCACAUCAAGCGAAUCACAGACAAUGACAUUCAGUCGCUGGUGCUGGAGAUUGAAGGAACAAAUGUCAGUACCACGUACAUCACAUGCCCUGCUGACCCAAAGAAGACCCUGGGCAUCAAACUACCUUUUCUAGUGAUGAUCAUCAAGAACCUGAAGAAUUACUUCACUUUUGAAGUGCAGGUGAGGAGUGUGCAAGACAAGAAUGUGCGCCGACGUUUCCGGGCGAGUAACUACAACACCACAACUCGGGUGAAGCCUUUCAUCUGCACCAUGCCCAUGCGUCUGGACGACGGCUGGAACCAAAUCCAGUUCAACCUGUCAGACUUCACGCGCCGAGCUUACGGGACAAAUUACAUUGAGACCCUGAGGGUGCAG
This is a messenger RNA of Acanthisitta chloris (rifleman), 387 nucleotides long. It is a transcript of the gene CFAP20, whose product is annotated as cilia and flagella associated protein 20. The record is from RefSeq and is a predicted model, not a curated record. Gene Ontology annotation, cellular component: ciliary basal body; motile cilium. NCBI's taxonomy places the organism in Eukaryota, Metazoa, Chordata, Aves, Passeriformes, Acanthisittidae. Gene Ontology annotation, biological process: positive regulation of cell motility; cilium assembly; regulation of cilium beat frequency involved in ciliary motility. The transcript has 3 exons. The annotation marks the transcript as partial.